AUGAAGCUGCUUGCAGGUUUUCUUGGACUUGGUGCAGGUUCUUUCUACGAACAACCUCGAUAUUGGAAUGCUCUCGUGCAGUCAGAACAACGAACUAGCUGGGGGCGCCCUGUCAAUCUGAAAAAGAGAAAAACGUUUAGAGGUCAUGAAGAUUGCCCGGCUUUGGUUCCGGAUGAGAAUAUGCAGCCUUUCAGAUGCAGUGGAGCCACUUGUAUGCUUGUCUGCAAAUCAGGCUUUGUACCCGCUGGAAGAAAACGAGUAGCCUGUAGAAAUCGAGGGGGAACCUUUAUCUGGACAAAAAGUCCUGGCAAAUGCGUAACUUGUGACCCACUCGUACCCCAACCUAAUGACGCAGCGGUGAGGACUCGUUGCAGAGUCACUGGAAAGGGAAAACGACUCUGCAGCUUGCGCUGCGAAAAUGGAUUUACUCACAACAAUCGACCUAGCACGAGACUGACUUGUUCUUGUCCCCGUGGAAACUGCCAAUGGAAAGAGGCAAGAAGAAUCGCUCUUUGGGAGGAUUUCAAGUGCAAUGCACCGGUAGCUCCAACUCCGCAGCCGACACAGCCACCAACCUCGCCAGAAUCUGAGCUUCAGCUUCAACCAGAAGACGAACCUGAAUUCAAAACCGGUCCGAAAAGACUCUCAGCCUCGGACACAUGUUCAGUGGAACAAAGUGUGUUUCCAGUUUCUCGUCAAAUGGGAGACUCAAACAGAAUCAUUAAUGGAGUAGAUGCUAACAAAGCUAAGUGGCCAUUUGCAGUCAAUUUGAGAAUGAUUAGCCAGUUCGGAGGAGCCGGACUUUGUGGUGGCUCGAUUCUCAAUGAUAACUGGAUAAUCACAGCCGCACAUUGUUGCAAGGGAAGCGUAAAAGUGCGAGCAAGCGUUGGAGACAUUAGUCGAAGCACAAACGAUCCGGGCGAGUUCGUGAUCGAAACUCAACGCGCAAAAGACUUGCACAUUCAUCCUCUUUACCAAACGGGCAACGGAAUGGACUGGGAUGCGUGCCUUGUCAAAGUUCCGUCCAUCAAAGCUGCUGCUCCUGCGUCGUGCAAUAACUGCUUCUCAGCAGCAUGUCUUCCAGAUAAAGCUCCGACUCACGGAGAUUUCUGCUGGGUCGCCGGCUGGGGAAACAAGAACGAGGGCUUCAACCUAGCAGAUUCGCUCCAAGAAGUCGGAGUCAAUCUUUACGACUGGGAGUACUGUACUUCUAAAUCCGUCUACGGAUCUGUAAUCAACAAAGUGAGCGAGCUCUGCGCUGGAACAACCGAUACUGAUGGAGACGGCCUUAUUGACGGAGGCAAAGAUGCUUGCCAAGGCGACUCAGGAGGGCCUCUCGUGUGCAAUGAAGAAGGAAAAGCAACCCUCUAUGGCGUCGUUUCUUGGGGUCAAGGAUGCGCUCGAAAAGGAUCUCCAGGAAGAACAAGUGGUUACUGGCUGGAGAAGUACAAGAAUGAUCAUGCUACAACAAUUGAGGUUGAACCCUUCAGUGGCGCAGGUGACCUCGGAAAGUUCAAGCUGACUGCUGGUGCUCAAACAUUAGAAUCUGGAUUUAUUUCUGCAUCGCUCAGUGAAUACAGUCCGUAUGAUGAUGAGAGUACUCCCGCAAUCAAUAUUAUUAACUGUUACACGAACUGUAUUGGAGAAAACUUUGACGACAACGACGAAAUUUGCGAGAAAAACUUUGAUGGAUUGUAUGAAGACAGGCCGGAGAUGAAUCCAACUGUGGAAAAGAACAUGUUUGACACAGAAGUUGAUAUUUUGGGUGGAUUCGGUUACUACGUUCCUAUAAAAGAUCAGUGCGAAGAAUUAGAAGACGAAGAAUACAAAAUGUUCAGUUUCAAAGAGUACAGUUGGAAGCAUUACGGCGCAAGAUCAAACGACAAGCUCGGCCAAAUGAUCAUCCGACAUUUUGAUCAACUGGGUGUUUACUUCUUUAGCGACCGAUUUUCAUUUGACGAUUUUCGACAAUUUUCAUCCGAGACAAAAAAGAACUCAGAUGUCAGAGGACGAGUUGGAGACCUUCUUUUUGGCUUUCCAAGUUUUAAAGUGCCGGAAACGUCGGACAGCUUUUUUUGGUGGUUGAAAGGGGAUUAUUUCGGUGCAGAACACACUGUCAAUGGCGAAUGGAAGGUUUCCGCAUUAAAAGAUAUCGCCCGAGAUGGCGAAGGGCUAGACGGCGGGCCAUUUAUGCUCGUACAUAAGAACAAAAAAGACGUUAUUAUUAUUUCUCCAGCAAGUAUGGCUUCAUUCUACACAUAUUUGGAUGAUUGGAUAUAUACAAAAGACAAUGCCUAUAGUAUGCUUAUGGAAGCAGCAGCUCGCCUCAAGUUCAAGGACCCGAAGGAGGAUGAAACCUGUUUUGUUGAGCAGUUGGAUCUCGAGUUCGGAUCAUCAAGGGGCGCCCGAUCUCAUAUUGGUGGAGCUUAUGAAGAAUUCAUCAAAAAGCGAGAAGACGGAACUGGCUUUGUCCCGUUUGAGUCGAUGACCAUCCUUGUGACUUCUAACGAAGGUCCUCGAGCUGCUAUCUCUAAGUGGGGAGAAAUGAUCAAGGUUUUCGGAGCUAUGGGACUCUCCGAAGACUGCCCCUGCUCAACCUUCAAAAGUGAUAUUGUAAAAAGCGAUUUUCCCCAACAAGCAAAAGCUAUGUUUACCACAGCUGCAGGAAGUUACUACGACGGACUAGUGACAAAAGAUGGAAAGAGUCAAAUUGAUUUGUCUGGGGAAUUAAUGGAACUCGGAAAGGAAUUAGUCGGUGGAGAUGCCCCUGUUCUUGUAAAUUAUUUUCAUUUGGCUGACUGGUGGGCCGAUACCGACGAGUUCGGCCUGAAAAAGUAUAUGAACAACAGAAACAACAUUUGGGGCCCUCCCUCACUUGAACCUCCACAGACGGAGCCUCCAUCAUGCGACCGAUGGGGAACCGCUGCGAUAUACUUUGAACUGAGCCGAAAUUAUAAUCUCAACUUUGGGAUGGACUGUGAGUAUGGCUUUCCAACUGCAAAGCUUGAAAGUGUCCCACAACUGCAAGAUCAGUAUCUUUGUGAAAGAGUUGACGCCAACGUAAGACCGGAAAAGAUUCACUCUGAACCAUAUUCUCGGAACAAAGUUUGUUGGAACGCAGAAAUUAAAGGAGAGGAUGCAGAUGCACAUAUUCCUUGUCCGUACAGAGAAGAAUGCUGGUAUGGUGGAAUCACGAUUGUCAAUGAUAGGCAGUACUGGAAAGCUCUCCCUGAAAUUAAAAACUAUAACACACGUAGUGAUAUAUUCUUUAACGAUCGCUGGUCAGGCUGUUCUCAAAUGACAAUGAGAUAUACCAAAGAAAUUCUAAACCAGCACUGUCGUGCAAACUUGGAGGUUGGCGGUGGAGAAGAGUGGCUUUUUACGAUGCAUGAGGGUCUCUCAAACGCUGCAGUUCCUGCUGGAACGAAGCCAAAGAAAGGUAUCGGAAUGACUUUCGCCAACGCAAGUCCGAGAAUUGGAAUCUACGCAGCAUUACUGACUCAUGUUCACUCUUUGGAGGUCACUUCUCCAUUCAAUUUUGAUUAUGGCUUGACAGGUCUUUUCACAAAUGCUCUUGGACUUCGACCGAUGACUGGUCCGAUCUUGAGUGGCAAAUAUGAUGGGCUAAACAACUACCAAUACCAAGAAAUCGACGCUGAAUUCCAAAUUGCUGCCGUCACCCUUAGCACUGGCCCAGUCCGCUUCGGCGACAAAAGAGGGAAGUUUGACUGGGAUCUAUUAUCAAAGUGCUGUCGAAACGAUGGAGUCAUUCUAAAGCCAGACGUGCCAGCAGCACCAAUGGACACAGAUUUAGCCGGAAUAGGAAGCAAGGAAAAUGGACUUGGCAAAGGAACUCAAAUUCGAUGGCAAACUUACGUGGAAGUCGAGCUCGAGUUUUUUAAUGGCAUUGAUCCCGAUAAAGCAAAACUCACAAACAAUUACAUACUCUUGCACAAAACAACUACACAAUUCUCUCUUCCAAUAGCCUAG
Oikopleura dioica is the source of this 3990-nucleotide messenger RNA. The record is from the annotation of a GenBank genome assembly. Lineage: Eukaryota; Metazoa; Chordata; Appendicularia; Copelata; Oikopleuridae.